GAAGUUCUUCGAAUACGUUAUUUUUCAGGAACUAAAAGAUCAAAUGGCAUCAAGGAUGUUCAACGCAGGAGUGACCGAGGGACAAUCAACCACGAGGCCACCUUUGUUUGAUGGAACAAACUACUCGUAUUGGAAGGAGAGGAUGAGAAUCUUUAUCCAACCCAACGACUACAAGCUGUGGUUGAUUGUGAAGAACGGCUGCGGAGUUCUGAUGAAGAAAGUCGGUGAAGUUAACGUUCCCAAAACCGAAGAGGAGUUCACCGACGAAGACUGCAAAAAGAUGGAGCUCAACGCAAAGGCAAUAAACAUGAUUUAUUGCGGUGUUAACGCAGAUGACUACCGCAAAAUCUCGCGGUGUGAGACCGCAAAACAAAUGUGGGAAAAAUUGGAGGUCACCUACGAAGGAACCGCGCAGGUUCGGGAGGCCAAAAUCGACCAUCUUUCUCACGAGUACGAACUCUUCUCAAUGAAGGAAAACGAGAAGAUUGAGGAAAUGUAUGAGAGGUUCUCUAACAUCAUUAAUCCUCUCAAUCUUCUCGGGAAGACCUACACCGACCGAGAGCUCGUGAGAAAGGUGCUGCGAAGCCUAUCCCCCAAAUGGCAUUCAAAGGUGGACGCAAUCGAAGAAGGUCGUGACUUCCAAACAACGACCUAUGAUGCUCUUCAAGGUAAUCUUAUUACCUACGAAACCACCCAACUCUCAAAGGUGAUUGAAGAGAAGAACAAGAGGUCUAUUGCUCUACCCGCAACAACAUCAACUCACGACAACGUUGAUGAUGAAGAUGAUGACAGCGACGACACCGAUCUCAGACUCUUUGUUCGAAAAUUCAAGAAGAUGAUGCUCAGUAAGGGAGCCAAGAAGAACACUCCACCCAAGUGCUAUGGGUGUAGUGAAAUUGGACACAUCAAACCAAUGUGCCCAAAGCUCAAGAACGUGAAGGACAAGAGGGCACCGAAAAAGCAACGUGCCUACAUUUCUUGGGAGAACGACGGCUCCGGGAGUGAAGACUCGGAAACGGAGGAAGUGGCCAACUUAUGUCUCAUGGCCAUUGAAGAUGGUGAUUCAUCAAAAGAGGUAAGUGAUCAAGAACCUUCUCCCAAUGAUCCUUUAACUCUUAAUGAUGUUGUUUGCAUUGUAGAAGAUUUAGUAGGAAUGUUCAAAAAGGCUUCCAAAGAAAACAAUGAAAUAAAGCAAAAAUCCCGAUUUUUGAGAAUGAUAUCAAAGAACUCAAAAAUAUAAAUGAUAAACUUAAACAAGAAAUUAUCUCUUUUGGAAAAAGGCCACAAGAACCUUCAUCUACUUCAUCUACUACAUGCUCUAGUUGUACAUCACUGAAAGCUAAGGUUGCUAGUUUAGAGAGCAAAUUGGGAAAGUUUAAUAAUGCUUCAAACACCUU
Molecule: messenger RNA, 1397 nt
Organism: Cuscuta campestris
Lineage: Eukaryota; Viridiplantae; Streptophyta; Magnoliopsida; Solanales; Convolvulaceae
Source: the annotation of a GenBank genome assembly